CUGGUGACAGGUGUCUGAGCUGCCAUUGCAGGGCGGGCUGCGGGGCGGGUCUUGGCCGGGGAAGGUGGAGGCGGCCCGGGCCUCGUAGUCCCUCCGGACACAACAGAGCGCUGCUCGGCACCGCCAUCAUUAUGGGGAACGCGAUUAGCGGCGGCAGCGGGGAUGAAGACGACCCGGGGAUGGAGCAAGAAAACACCGGAACGGCAGCCGCUGACACAGCGCGGGGAGCCACAGGCCAGGAGAGUCAGGUUCAGCUGGGGAUCCCCGGUGGCCCGUCCUCCCCGCUGCUGCUGCCGCCCUCUCCCGGGGUAUUGCUGGAGCAGGCCCGGCUGAGGGAGGCGGCGGCCCGGUUAAAGGACGUGGGGGCUCCGGAGUCGGUGGUUUCCCGGCACCAGAGCGCCCUGCUCCGCUGGCUGGAGGAGAGAUUGAGCCGAGGCGAGGAGGCGCUAAGCCGGGAACAGUUCAUAGAGAUGCUGGAGAGCCGGGCCAGCGGCCGGGAGGAGUGCGAGGAGGCAUUUGCACAGUUUGAUGCGGAAGGCGAUGAGGUGGUAGACUUGGAGAGCAUGUUGGAAGCCAUAAAGGCCUCUGGUGGUGCCAAUCUUCAAGGGGAGCUGAGGCACGUAAUCAGACAACUGCAGGCCUGCUCUCUCACACCAGGCUUCAUCGACAUAUUCUCCAAGUCAAAGGAUCGCCUUAACCUACAUUGUUCAAAGACUCUCCGUUUUUUACAUCGAAAUCGAAUUCCAAGUACCGUGAUUCCUUAUCCUAUUCUGGAGUGCUGCAGUAACAUUUUCACUAUGCGAUCCUCAGUGCUGAAAGAUUAUUUAGAGAAGUUACUCAAAAAAGAGAAAGAAUGUCCAGCUGUUCCAAGUGGCAGUGAUGAGUCGUUAAAGUAUAAAACGAUAACAAAGUGUUACAGUAGCAUAGAAACCUCAUCCAACUCAAAUGAUAUAGACAAGAUGGCUAAUGGAGAAACAACCUCAUACUGGCAGUCAGAUGGCAGUGCUCGUUCACACUGGAUACGGUUAAGAAUGAAGCCUGACGUUGCAUUGAGACACCUAUCCAUUGCCGUGUGUGCCGCGGACCAGAGCUACAUGCCUCAGCAAGUGGCUGUAGCUGUGGGACGAAACCCCAGCAACCUACAGGAGGUUCGCGAGGUCCACAUUCCCAGCCAUAUUACAGGCUAUGUGACAUUGCUGGAAAACGCUAACAUAUGUCAGAUGUAUGUACAGAUAAACAUCAAGCGUUGUCUGAGCGAUGGCUGUGAUACAAGGAUACAUGGACUCCGUGCUGUUGGCUACCAGAAGAUAAAGUCUGUAGUAUCGAUAUCGGACGCUUCAGCGAUAUGGUAUCUUUCUCUGUUGACAUCGCUUGUCACAACUUCCAUGGAAACGAAUCCAGCACUUGCACAGGCUGUCCAGCAGCACACACAGAAGGCUUUACAGCACAUGUUACCUCUUUCUUUAACGCAAGGAACUGCCGAGUUUCCAAAUUUUUUAUCACCAAAUAUUCUGGAAGAGGUGAAUAGCUUCCUUAUGCGGACUGCAAGCUGCUGUCCCACACCAGCGGUGGAUUUAAAUCUCUUGGCAUUUGCCUUGGCCAGAGGGAAUAUUGCUAAAGUGAUCACCUCUCUUUGUACCAUCAUGGACCAUUUGGAUUUACAGUACAAAGCUGCCUCCCUUAUAGAUUCAAUGGAAUCUGUUAGAAUUAAUCUUCUCUAUAAAUAUGGAAGACCACUGCAAUUUUCUCUCAUAGCAUGUGAUGUCAAAGGCAAGGAAGAUAAAUCUGGACCAGAAAACUUGCUGGUGGAACCAUGGACAGGGGAUGGCUUCCUGACAGAAACUGGAAAAACCAGAGCUAGUAUAAUCCUUUCUUCAGGAACUGAGUCAGCCUUCCAAGUUACACAAAUGAGGAUUAGGGUCCGAAGAGGGGCCAUUGGCGCCAAAUGUGGUUUAGUGUUUGCUUACAAUUGUUCGGAAAAGUUCCAUGCUGAAGAGCAUUUUAAAAGAUUUGAAAAGUUUGACUCAUGGAAAUUACCUGAAUUCAGACAGCUUGUGAAAGAAAGGUAAGGACUGUCUGGCACAGAUAUAGGUGAGAGUGACCCCGUAGCCUGGUUUGAGCUGGAAGAGGAAUGGGAUGAAGUGGACAUCAGGAUGCAACAAUGUAAAACUGCCAAGUAUUGGAUGGUGAAAUUCCUAGGCACGCGGGAAGAAACAGCAGAGCGCUUAGGUGUGCAAGGUAUCAACGCUUUUGGUUACCGCAGACCACUGGAGUCAAAGAUUGACAUGAAUGUGAUAUGUCUGAAGUGCAAGGAGUUGGCAGCCGAUAGCGUAUGCGGAAUAACCCUCAUUCUGAAAACUCUGCUAUUUGUUCAACAGCUGGCACAUGAUUUGGUGCAGGAGAAAGAGAAUCAAUCAAAGCAUCGAUCUCUUCUUGAUUUAUCAGGCCUAAAUCUGGAGCUGCUCUGGAGGUUUUACAAAAAGCUACAAGAUGUCCAAAGAGAGGAAUGCAUCUGUGCACAGACUAUCCUGCUUCAAUUACUCCAGAGCUGCUUCAGUGUACUGAAAACAGGGAAUUCUGCUUCUGAUAAUCAGAGCCAAGUCCAGUCUGCUCAGGAGCUGUACACACAUUUAUGUGAUGCUAUGGACAAUAUGGACACAUCAACUCUGUAUUGCAAAGCACUGAAAGAGGAAAUUACAAACACUUUACUGAAUGGAGCUGCUACUUUUUUCCCUGAUCGCCAGGCUAGGCGUGACCGGCUGUUCUGCUUAAUGAACAUCACAGAAGAGAAGCAACCACAAUCGGUUCUUAUCACCUUUCAAUCACUGUGUACAUAUUUCAGUGAACAGGACCCAUGUGGACUAUUAUUUCUACCGGAUGCAGCCAUUCCCAGUGAUUUUCAAAUCAGUCAAGUUACCUCAGUCAUGGAGAAGCUUCUGUCAAUGGCCGUUAGAGAGAGUAAAAUGCUGGUUCUACAUGAUUCCCAGGGAGAAUGUGGCACAAUCCUGCAUUCAUUGUUUUGGGCAGUGCAAGGCAGUCUUCUGUCUUGGUGCUUUUGUCAGUUAAAGGGAGAAGACCCAACAUCCCAGCUAUUGGCAAGAGAAUUGCUGGUUAAUUAUAUUGACCUUUUCCUGUUAAACACUAAAAACAUUCUGGAGAAUCUGCUAAGUCAACGUAGUGGGAAGGAAAUCACUGAAAAGUUGAGUGAUUCUGUAUUUGCCAUUGCGACACGUCAGCUGAUGACCUACAUGCUGGAGUUUUGUGCUCUUGACAUUCCCCAUUGUUCAUUACUUCAGAGUUUCAGCAGAUUAACCAAGUUGUUGAAGAAGCUAUGUGGUGAUCCUACAGAAAGUGCAAACAGGGUAGAAAUGGAAAGUUGGAACCAGGUUCAACAGCCAGUGGUUUUGCAGACCUGGAAUAUGGAGUCGCCACACAACUAUGAAAACAACUGUCGGGACACAACUGUCUUCCUUUGCCCCGGUGCAACAUACUUUGAGGUUGAAUUUGAUGACAAAUGUGAAACAGAAAAAAGGUAUGACUAUUUGGAGUUUACAGACGCCAGAGGUGGUAAAACACGGUACGACCACAAAGUUGGUACGGACAAGUGGCCAAAGAAAGUAACCUUUAAGGCUGGGCCACAACUUCAGUUCUUGUUCUUCUCAGAUGGGAGCAACAAUGAAUGGGGUUUUAAGUUUACUGUGACAGCAUUUGGCCUGCCAGAUAUUGCCCUUUCUUGGAGCUCUGAUUUGCAGCUACUUGUUGCACGUUUAUUGGGUCGUCUGGCAUCAAGGUCUAUGGCCAUGAAAUCCACAUGUGAACUGGGACCUAUCGCUGAAAUGCCAUCUGCAAAGGUCUCAUCCGUUGUUAGUUCUCCAUUGUGGAAACCUGUGUUCAGACAUCAGAUGUACACAGAGAUUGGCUCGAUAACAAAAAAAGAAGGCUGUACAGAGACUAAGAACUCUCAUACAGAUGACUGUCGUAACUUUCUGCUUGACUUUGCAAACUCAGAUCCUACCCAGGAUUACUGUGGCCCUAACUCUGAACUUUUCAAAGGACUGGUGCAAGCAAUUAAAAAACAGCCGACAAAGAAUGAUAUAGUGGCUGGUUCUGCGGUUGAUCAAGCUGUGAAUUGUACCUUUGCUGCUCUCAUAUACCUUACACCACAGUUAUUUGGAAAAUUACAAAUAUAUGUGCUUACAGGAGGAAAUCUUGCUUUAUGUGAGGAGUUUUCUCAGGUGUAUGCUUUGGCAGAUGGAAUUAGAAUAUGGAUGCUUGAAAUGAAGCAGAAGUCUUUGCAUACAGGUGGAAAUGAGAAGCUUGUGGUAGAUGGAGCAGAAAUGAAUCCAGACAUGUUGGCAAAGCAGUGCAUACAGAAAAGUCUUCUGCUGCUGAGAUUUUUGCCUACUACAUCAAAGUUACCAUUAGAGAGCUCGAUUUCCACAGAGGACAAUGGAGUGUUGUGCACUCUUCGUAGGAAGAGUUCCAUUGUAGAAGCAGAUUUUCAAGCUUCAAGUGCCUCGCCUGUUAAUGCCUCCCCUGAAGCUCCACAUCCAAAUUUAAUAGCUAAAUGUCAAGUGCCUGAUCCUGACUCUCAGAAAAAGAAGGAACCAGAACUCUUUAAGUAUGAGACGCCAGUAGGGUCUCAAACGAAAACAUCAGAAAAAGCAGACGAGCCUUCCUCUCCUCCUCCUACCCCAACACGUAAAGCCCCAUUUAGUCGAGCAAGACUAAGACUGCUUUCAUUCCGCUCUAUGGAGGAGGCAAAGAUGUUGCCAACAGUGAAGGAAAAAUAUCCCAUUUUGAAGAGUAUCUUAGAUUUUGUAAAGGAUCCAGCAAUUUCCCAUGAAAGUGUUUUGCAGGUCCUGUCCUUAAGAAAAGCUCAGGCUGAAAGCAUUCUGAAAGUACUUAGGAUAAUCCAGGAAUGUCUGGACACUCUCGGGCAACCCAAUUUCUUUCAGCCUCCUUGUGUACUCUUCUUACUGGAGCUGCUGGCCUGUCAAAAUGACUUCACAAAUUACUUUGGUCACCUUGAAGGCUGUGGUGCUGAACUGCAUCAAGAAGUACGAGAAACUUACUACAGGCUUGUUGUUCUCCUAGUUAAUGCUGUGAAGAGUUUCAGCGGCCUUGAUGACCGGUCAUUGCUACCAGCCUUAUCGUGUGUGCAGACUACACUACUUCACAUGCUGGACAUGAGCUGGGAACCACAAGACCUUCCAUUCUUCCUCAGCAUUGACCUCCCAGAAUUACUUUUAUCCAUGUCUAAGGAAAAUAUAAGUACCCAUGAUAGCAUUGUAAGUCCGCGGGAAGAAGAUGAUGAAAGGGCAGAUUACAGGCAGAACCUUCAGUGGUUAGAGGAAUGCAAAGAUGGAAUGUUUGAAACUUGGUAUGAAAAGAUUAAUCAGGCAGACCCAGAUGUAAAAAGAAAGAUGCAUUUGUUUAUUGCACGGUAUUGCGACCUGUUGAAUGUUGAAAUCUCUUGUGAUGGUUGUGAUAAAAUUGCACCAUGGCAUCGCUACCGUUGUUUACAGUGUAAUGACAUGGAUUUGUGUAAAACAUGCUUCCUGGGCGGAGUAAAACCAGAGGGUCAUGAAGAUGAUCAUGAAAUGGUUAACAUGGAAUAUACAUGUGAUCAUUGCCAAGGACUUAUUAUUGGUCAUAGAAUCAACUGCAAUGUGUGUGAUGAUUUUGAUCUGUGCUACGGAUGUUAUGUGGCUAUGAGAUACCCUGAAAGCCAUUUGCCUAGUCACAGUAUCACCAUCUAUCCCAUGGUUACAAAUAAAAUCAGUGACAAGCAGAGACUUAUUCAGCCUUAUAUUCACAACUACUCUUGGCUGCUCUUCAGUGCACUGGCUCUCUAUUGUUCAGACUUGGCCACUGAAGGAGAAAUAGACGGAGAGAAGUUUGAUUCAAGUAUCAUUAACAGUGCUCAGAUUCUACAAGCAAACUGUACAGAUCUAGUGGCCAGCUGUCUCGUGAAGGCUCAAAAGGGAAAGGGUUUUCUGCAGGGUAGACCUGUUACUGAUGUGAAUUUUUUCACUUCGCAGAAGCAAUGCUGUGCAGAAGGUGAAGAAGAAGGAGAAAGCCCUACAGAGCGAUAUUUAUUUGCUGGAGACAUGUCCAAGAAACAUAUUGUUGACAAAGCUACAGUCCUAAGCCCAGACCAAGUGUUUGCUGAAUGCUCUCAGGAACGUAUAUUAGGACUAAUAGCAGCCAUGUUGCCUCCUUUAAAACCAGAUGCAGUGAGUUCCAUUAGGAACCUGCCUCAAGUGCUACCACUGAUGUUUCAAGUAGUUAUCACCAAUGCUGGCCACCUUAAUGAAUCCUAUCAUUUAACAUUGGGCCUUCUGGGUCAGUUGAUCGUCAGAUUAAACCCAGCUGAGGUAGAUGAUGCUGUGAGAAAUGUCCUGUUUUCCAAUCACAUCAUGCAAGUAGCAGGUGAUGGGAGCUCUUUGCCACAUGGCUGGAUUACAACUCAGCUGCUGUUCACUCUCGGAGCUAUAUGUCUAGACAGCAAAGUUGGUCUUGAUUGGGCGUCUGCUAUGUCUGACAUCCUGCGGGAGUUAAAUAGUUCUCCAAAAUGGCAGAAAGUGAUGACUGCGUUCACAGACCACUGUAUGCAACAAUUGCCUGAUCAGUUGAAAAACAGCAAUAUCUUCACUUUAUUAGUCUUGGUUGGGUUUCCUGAGGUACUCUGUAUGGGAACAAGGUCUGUGUAUGUUGAUAAUGCCAAAGAACCUCAUGAUGUUGUCAUAUUAAAACAUUUCACUGAGAAAAAUAGAGCUGUAGUUGUUGACCUCAAAACACGAAAGAGGAAAACUGUGAAAGAUUACCAGCUGAUGCAAAGCAAGGACUGCAAAAGUCAAGACCCAGAAGUAAAUCUUAAGAAAUAUCUUCAGCACUUUGCCUCCAUUACCAGUAACCUUCUACAGCGGAACCUGGACAACAGCUGUGCGGAGGCAGCUGAAGCUACGUGGGUCUUGUCCCUAGCUCUGAAAGGAUUAUAUAAAACUCUUAAGAAUCAUGACUUUGAAGAAAUUCAAACAGCCUUUAUUCAGUCGGGUUUGCUAAAAUUGUUGGUGAAGAAAUGUAGCAAAGGCACUGGUUUCAAUAAGACAUGGCUUCUUCGUGAUCUGGAGAUCUUGUCUAUAAUGCUGUAUUCAUCAAAGAAAGGGACAACUUUUGUAGCUGAAAAAAAUGAUUCACCUUCUGAAAAGCCAGAGCAAGUUCAAGAUACUGAGCCACCUACAGUUGAUGUAGUUCAGAAAAAGCAUAAUCCUUUAGAAGGUCUAGAUGAAGCUACAAAAUCGUGUUUUCAGGUUAUUCAUGAAGCCCAGAAUGUACCUUUACACAUCCUUCGAGCAAUUUAUGAGAUGGAAAAGAAGAAUACAGAAUCAUUCCUUGAAGAAGUUCAGAAAAGAUUUGAUGGAAAAACUGGUAUGAUUGAUGAAAAAGUGAAGAAGAUGGCACAGAAAUGGCAACCACUGAAGUCUGUAAAAUCAGAGGAACAGCUCUUGAAUGUCACUGACACCGAUAUGCUCAUUCCACCAUGCCUGAUGAAACCUGUGCAGUGUGAUAAAGCUUCAGAGGAGUCCAAUCCUGUCAGUCAAAAGCUUAUUGUAACAAAUGAGAGUGACCUACAAGUUGCCUAUGCUAAGCAAAGACGUACCAAAAGUGCUAUACUUCUCCGCAAAGAGCUUGACUCUCGUAGCAAGAUAGCAGCACGGGAAUACCUGUUCCACGUGAAUGAGGCCACAGCUGUUGUGUAUGCGCGCCAUGUUCUUGCUUCCUUGUUGGCUGAAUGGCCCGAUGGUGUCCCACUGAAAGAAGACAUACUAGAAUUAAGUGGACCAGCGCAUAUCACAUAUAUUUUAAAUAUGCUAAUGCAUCUGGAAGAAAAACAGUUGUGGGAAAAGAUUUUACAGAAGGUGUUGGGAGGCUGUAGUGGAAUUAUGCUUGGAACAGUAGCAGUUACUGCCUGUCAGUUCAUGGAGGAACCAGGAACAGCAGUACAAAUGCGGGAAUCUAAACAUCCUUACAACAACAAUACAAUCUUUGAGGACAAAGUCCACAUCCCUGGUGCAAUUUACUUGUCAAUCAAGUUUGAUCCAAUGUGUAACACAGAGGAUGGCUGCGAUGAGUUGGUAAUCUCAAGUUCCUGUGAUUUUAAACAAGACCUACAUAGAUUUAGUGGGCUGCCUAAAAAGUGGAUUGACUUUGAACUCCCUGGUGAUACCUUAUUCUAUCGGUUUACAUCUGACAUGAGCUUUACAGAGUGGGGCUACAAGUUUACUGUGGCUGCUGGACAUCGAGGCCGAUUUCAGACAGGGUUUGAAAUUCUAAAGCAGAUGCUGUCUGAUCAGAGAGUUGUGCCUCAUCUCCCACUGCCCAGUAUAUGGGAAUGGCAGGUGGAUGUGGCUUGUAGGCAGAAGGGCCACCAGCGAUUAAAGGCAAUCCACUUACUACUGAAGCUAUUACAACUCGGUCCUAUAAGGGACUGUGACUUCAAGCUGCUGAGACCACUGUGGCCAGUUUUCACAUCUAUGGAGAACACUGCUCAUCAAGAUGCAGCCAGCUGCGGAGUCCUCCUCCCCUUACACAGGGCACUUACGGAGUUAUUCUUCACUGCAGAGAACCGUGCAAGUGAGCUUGGGUGUUUGCAGGAUUUUCUCAUUAGUUUAACCACGGAUGAACAAAUCAGUCUUUACACAGAACAGGCGCUGAAAAACAUUGCAGCUAUAAGCUUUACCAUCAACUACCCAAACAAAUCGACAAGUGCAUGGACUGCCUGAUUCUGUGGCAUUUACCCUGGAUUCUAGUUCCAGAUGAUGCUGCAUGCUUUGUGGAUUCUCAUCUCUUUGUAAAUGAAGCGCACCAGUGUAUUGAAAACUGUACAUUUGCCUCUGAACACACGUGCACUUCCACCAUGCUGUAUAAUAAUCCAAUUGACUAUUUUAUGAACAGUUCCAGCAUUGUUUUAUUUCGUCGUGUCGCAGCAGGCUUUGAAUACUGAAGAAAUAGUAGUGUCUGUGUAAAGCUGGCAUGCCAAACUAAGACUGGAGUACCUAAAGACUUGGAGUAGAAGGUGGCUGAAAUGUAUAUUAUUGAUGGAUUU
Molecule: messenger RNA, 9112 nt
Organism: Nanorana parkeri
Lineage: Eukaryota; Metazoa; Chordata; Amphibia; Anura; Dicroglossidae
Gene: ZZEF1
Product: zinc finger ZZ-type and EF-hand domain containing 1
Exons: 55
Biological process (GO): regulation of synaptic plasticity; protein ubiquitination
Cellular component (GO): postsynapse
Molecular function (GO): ubiquitin-like protein ligase activity; calcium ion binding; zinc ion binding
Source: RefSeq, a predicted model, not a curated record